Messenger RNA from Cucumis sativus (cucumber), 1613 nucleotides. Its product is annotated as RING-H2 finger protein ATL13. NCBI's taxonomy places the organism in Eukaryota, Viridiplantae, Streptophyta, Magnoliopsida, Cucurbitales, Cucurbitaceae. The record is from RefSeq and is a predicted model, not a curated record. The coding region runs from base 95 to 1378 and encodes 427 amino acids. The transcript has a single exon.
GUCAUUCUGUCUCCAUUUAUUUCCCUUCUUUCUUCUUCUUCAAACCUAAUAUUUUUAAAUUCCAUUUUCUUUCUCAACCUUCAAACAUACAUCCAUGGCUACUCUCUCUCAACCCAUUUCUAAUUUUCCUCUUCCACCGCCGUCACCGGAUACCCAAUCCGACGGCGGUUUUAAUUUAGACAACGAAGUAAGUCCCACAAUUCUCUUAGCCAUAAUCAUCCUCGCCAUUAUCUUUUUCUUCUCCGGCCUCCUCCACCUUCUCCUCCGAUUCUUCCACAAACCCCAAAUCAGAACUGACCCAGAAGAUUCCACUGCCGGCGACGGCGGUGCCUCUGCUUUCCAAGGUCAACUCCGGCAGCUGUUUCACCUCCAUGACGCCGGCGUUGACCAAUCCUUCAUCGAUACACUCCCUGUUUUUCUUUAUAAAGCCAUAAUCGGCUUGAAAUUAGACCCAUUUGAUUGCUCUGUUUGUCUCUGUGAAUUUCAGCCUAAUGAUAAGCUUCGAUUAUUGACGAAAUGCAGCCAUGCUUUUCAUAUGGAUUGCAUAGACACUUGGCUUUUGACUCAUUCUACUUGUCCUCUCUGUCGUGCGAGCUUGGUUUCUGAUUUCGCUGCCAUUAAUGGCGGAUUCUCGUCUCCAAUUGUUGGAGUUCUUGAAUCUGCAAGUAAUAGUUCGAGAGAAAUUGGGGAAGUUCACACCGGUUCGUUUCUUGGUUUUCUUGGGGAUGUGUCGGAUUUUACUGAAUUGAAAACAGAGGAACCUCCGGCAACGGGAGCAGAGACGGUGGUUCCGAUUAAAUUAGGGAAGUUUAAGAAUUUGGAGAGUAAUGGAGAAGGGAGUAGUAAUAAUAGCAAUGUGGGUUCGAGGAGGUGUUUUUCAAUGGGGUCUUUUGGGUAUGUAAUGGAUGAAAAUUCGUCUCUUCAAGUUCCCAUCAGGACGCCGGCGGUGAGGAAACAGGUGAGGAAGAAGAAGGAUCUGCCAUUGAUGCUCGGGAGCAGAGCGGCAAUAUCUGAAUGCGAUUGCGAAUCAAGAAGAGAGUUUAAUUUUGAGGAAUUGAGUGGGAGAGUUGAGAGUUUCCGCCAUGGGAACUCGAAGGACAGCUGUGAAGAGAAGGUAGCCGGCGCCGGUGACAGAGUGGCGGUGAUGGAUUUGUCUAGAAGGGCGUUUUCGUUUCAUUUUCCUGCGAAUCGGAACCGACCCAGAUCGGAAAAUGGGAUGGGAAUGAUGGAUGAAGAGAAUCAGAGAAGAAACAGUUUGGAAUUUGUUGAGAAUCGGCCGUCGUUUGUGAGAAGAACGUUACAGUGGCUGAUGGGAAAGAACAACAAUAGGAUUGUUCAUUCAUCUUUUACACCUAAUGAUGAUGAUGAUCAUUCUUGAUUUUUUUUCUUUUCUUUCUUUUGAGAUUUUGAGUAACUUUUAAUGGGGAUUUCAAAUUUGAGUGCAGAAAUUAUAAAAAUUCAAAACUCAAAAGAAUUAGAAAAUGUCGAUUGUAGCGGAAUUGAUGACGAAUUUUUUGGUGUCAAAGAAAUAAGAACCAUUUGUAUUGGGGUCUUUCUAUGGAUCUUCAUGAAUCAAAUUUGAAUCUUAAGUUAAUUUUGGUGAGUUUUCUAAA